Cylas formicarius (sweet potato weevil) is the source of this 1122-nucleotide messenger RNA. Its product is annotated as putative sugar lactone lactonase YvrE. Gene Ontology annotation, biological process: L-ascorbic acid biosynthetic process. The record is from RefSeq and is a predicted model, not a curated record. NCBI's taxonomy places the organism in Eukaryota, Metazoa, Arthropoda, Insecta, Coleoptera, Brentidae. The transcript is spliced from 6 exons. Gene Ontology annotation, molecular function: gluconolactonase activity; calcium ion binding. The coding region runs from base 62 to 1075 and encodes 337 amino acids.
AUUGUCGCUACAGAUAUUCUAUAAAUAUUGAUGGUCGCGAAUAUUUGAACACAAUUGUUUGAUGAAAAUGGCGCUUUUCACAUUAAUUUUCGUCGCUCUUGCGGCUUUUCACGUGGAAGGGAUAUUGCAUCAGUCCAUUAGCGAGAUUACGCCCCCAGUUACCGUAGUCGAAUCGCUUUUCGUAGACGACGAGGAAGGAGUCAUAUAUUACGUUGACGUCAUCAGCAGUAAAGUCUACAAGCAUUCUUACCACACCGGAAAGACGACUUCGACUAAAAUCCCAACUGAGUCGGUGGGAGCGGCCAUACCAAUCCACGGAGCGAAACACCACUUCCUGGUGGCGGCCGACCAUCACCUGGGCAUACUCAAGUGGGAUGGAGAAAACGAUUCCGGCAACAUCACAAAACUGAAGACCGACUUGAAAUUGCACAAACACGAGAAACUCUUCCAUGGCAAAGCUGACCCGGAGGGAAGACUUUGGAUAGGAACAAUUCGAGUCGAAGACAAAAACGGGGGGCACAUUGUCGAACGAGGUGGGUCUUUGUACUCUAUAACGGUACACAAAGACCACUCUGUGAAGGUGGAAAAGAAACUUAAUCACGUCACUAUAGUAACGGGAUUGGGUUGGACCCACGACAACAAAUCGCUGUACUUCGUGGACUCUCCAACAAGAAAAAUUUUGAAAUACCAUUUCGACCCUGAAAAAGGGAGUUUAGGGAAAAGUGAGGUGUUUUUCGAUCUGGAUCACCACUCCAAGUAUCGCGGCUUACCUCACGGCAUCACUCUGAAGUACAACGACAACGUCAUACUCGCCUUGUGGGAAGGAAGCACUCUUCUUCAUAUCGAUGCAAGAAAUCACACGGUCAUCGAAAGAGUGCAUUUACCAGUAUCUCAUCCUACGUCGCUGGCGUGGGGAAAAGGGGUCGUACCAAACACGAUAUACAUUGGAACAGGCAGACUCACUCUCACGGAGGAGGAACUGAACCACAAUCCUUUUAAUUCGGGGUCCGUGUUCACGCUCGACAAGAUGGCCUGCGUCGGUUUGCCCUCGCUCAAGAUUCAACUUGCCGAUUGAUUUUGCAGAAUUAUUGAAAAAUAAACGUCCCCGUUGGAGUAGAGUAA